AUGUCGUUGCAAUCGAUCCUGGCUCCUCAUCUCGCUACAUUCCGCGACACGGCCAAGGAUUUCGAUAUUGAACGCUCUCUGUCCUUCUACACGCAAGAUGCCUUGAUGAUCAAUAUCGUCGGGAAAACCGUCCAACAGGGACAUAAAGAGCUUCACGAAGUCUUCACCGAAUGCUCGAAGAACAGUGAUUGGAAGCCUAGUUACAGCGAAGAAGAAUUCAUCGGCGGCGACGAACUGAUCAAGUACAGUUUCCUCUGCACGCUCCACAAGGACGGCAAGGAGAUGAUGAAGCUUUAUUGCGUUCAGUACUGGCGCAAGCAGGCUGACAGCAGCUUCAAGAUCGAGCUCGAGACGUACAGCUAUUCU
Molecule: messenger RNA, 366 nt
Organism: Mesorhabditis spiculigera
Lineage: Eukaryota; Metazoa; Nematoda; Chromadorea; Rhabditida; Rhabditidae
Source: the annotation of a GenBank genome assembly